GGAAACAAGGAGGCCUGAGCUGGCGUGCGCCACCCGGGGCUGCGGCGGCGACCGCGACUUCUCCUGACCCCUCUGCCACCCGCCGGUCCGUGCGCGGGUCCGUGGAACUGGAGCAGAUCCCCCCAGCCGGCUGAGACAGGUUGUCUUGUGGAAAUGCAGGCUUAAGGACAAGUUACCUGCCAAACUAGAAGAUGGGAUCGAACAGCAGCAGAAUCGGUGAUCUUCCUAAAAAUGAGUACUUGAAAAAAUUAUCAGGCACAGAAUCUGUCUCUGAGAAUGACCCGUUCUGGAACCAGCUUCUCUCAUUUUCUUUCCCUGCACCAACUAGCAGUACUGAAUUGAAACUCUUGGAGGAAGCAACCAUUUCAGUCUGCAGAUCACUAGUUGAAAACAAUCCUCGAACAGGAAAUCUUGGUGCACUAAUUAAGGUCUUCCUUUCUAGAACCAAAGAACUAAAACUUUCAGCAGAAUGUCAGAACCAUAUCUUCAUUUGGCAGACACACAAUGCUUUGUUUAUUAUUUGCUGUUUGCUGAAGGUGUUCAUCUGUGAGAUGUCAGAGGAGGAAUUACAGCUUCAUUUUACUUAUGAAGAAAAAUCUCCUGGAAAUUACAGUUCUGACUCAGAAGAUCUUUUGGAAGAAUUGCUGUGCUGUUUGAUGCAGCUAAUUACUGAUAUUCCACUCUUAGAUAUUACAUAUGAAAUAUCAGUAGAAGCUAUAUCAACAAUGGUUGUUUUCCUUUCCUGCCAACUUUUCCACAAAGAAGUUUUGCGACAGAGCAUCAGCCACAAGUAUUUGAUGCGAGGUCCAUGUCUUCCGUACACCAGCAAACUUGUGAAGACCUUAUUGUAUAACUUUAUCAGACAAGAAAAGCCACCUCCUCCAGGAGCCCAUGUUUUCCCUCAACAAUCGGAUGGGGGAGGACUGCUUUAUGGACUUGCAUCAGGAGUAGCAACAGGACUCUGGACUGUCUUCACACUAGGUGGUGUGGGCAGCAAAGCGGCUGCAUCUCCAGAGCUUUCUUCCCCUCUGGCCAACCAGAGUCUCCUGCUUCUGCUAGUGUUGGCCAAUCUGACAGAUGCCUCAGAUGUGCCAAACCCCUACAGACAGGCCAUUAUGUCCUUCAAGAACACACAAGAUAGCAGUCCUUUCCCCUCAUCAAUUCCACAUGCCUUCCAGAUCAACUUUAAUAGUUUGUACACAGCUCUUUGUGAACAGCAGACAUCUGAUCAAGCAACUCUCCUCUUGUAUACAUUGCUCCAUCAAAAUAGUAAUAUUAGAACAUACAUGUUGGCUCGCACAGAUAUGGAAAAUCUUGUUUUACCAAUUCUUGAGAUUCUGUAUCACGUUGAAGAAAGGAAUUCUCACCAUGUGUAUAUGGCCCUUAUAAUAUUGUUGAUUCUUACAGAAGAUGAUGGCUUCAACAGAUCCAUUCAUGAAGUGAUACUAAAGAAUAUUACUUGGUAUUCAGAACGAGUUUUAACUGAAAUCUCCUUGGGGAGUCUCCUGAUCCUGGUGGUAAUAAGAACCGUUCAGUACAACAUGACUAGGACGAGAGACAAGUACCUUCACACAAAUUGUUUGGCAGCUUUAGCAAAUAUGUCGGCACAGUUUCGUUCCCUCCAUCAGUAUGCUGCCCAGAGGAUCAUCAGUUAUACCUGCCGCCACUUGCGGAGAUAUGUUUAUGUGUUGGACAAACUGUAUUUCCCCCACUCUCACUGUUCUACGCUUCAGCAUUGCUUCUCGACCCUCAGUGACAAUGGAGAGGAACUCUUGUCUUUAACUUGCUCUCACAUUCUCAGAUCCUAUGCUUCCAGUUUAUUUUCUUUGCUGUCUAAAAAGCACAACAAAGUUCUGGAACAAGCCACACAGUCCUUGAGAGGUUCGCUGAGUUCUAAUGAUGUUCCUCUACCAGAUUAUGCACAAGACCUAAAUGUCAUCGAAGAAGUGAUUCGAAUGAUGUUGGAGAUCAUCAACUCUUGCCUGACAAAUUCCCUUCACCACAAUCCAAACUUGGUCUAUGCCCUGCUGUACAAACGUGAUCUCUUUGAACAAUUUCGAACUCAUCCUUCAUUUCAGGAUAUAAUGCAAAAUAUUGAUCUGGUGAUCACCUUCUUUAGCUCAAGGUUGCUGCAAGCUGGAGCUGAGCUGUCAGUGGAACGGGUCCUGGAAAUAAUUAAGCAAGGUGUCGUUGCACUGCCCAAAGACAGGCUGAAGGUAACUUUAAUUGAGGACUUGCUCUAUACCAGGUGCUUUGAAAUUUCCAGAAUUGAAAUUCAAAUAUGUGGAAGAGGAGCAGCCUGAGGAGUUUUUUAUCCCUUAUGUCUGGUCUCUUGUCUACAACUCAGCAGUCGGCUUGUACUGGAACCCUCAGGCCAUCCAGCUGUUCACCAUGGAUUCCGACUGAGGGCAGGACGCUCUCCCACCUGACCCCUCCAGCCAAGCAGCCCUUCACGUCAGUUCGUUUCUGGGUAACAGGAGCAGACAGAUUGCCUGCAGUAUCUUCUGUUAAAGAGGAUUGCACAAGUGUGUUUUCCUCACACACGUUGAUUUGGAGAACUGGUGCCAGUUGGCAGUAGAUCACUCAGCAUAGACAGUAGUGCAAAAAGGGGAGGAAAUACACAAUAAUAAAUGUACAAACCUGCUAUUCAA
This is a messenger RNA of Callithrix jacchus (white-tufted-ear marmoset), 2651 nucleotides long. It is a transcript of the gene DYM, whose product is annotated as dymeclin. Gene Ontology annotation, cellular component: Golgi apparatus. Gene Ontology annotation, biological process: Golgi organization. The record is from RefSeq and is a predicted model, not a curated record. NCBI's taxonomy places the organism in Eukaryota, Metazoa, Chordata, Mammalia, Primates, Cebidae.